Hevea brasiliensis (rubber tree) is the source of this 933-nucleotide messenger RNA. RefSeq lists its product as uncharacterized. NCBI's taxonomy places the organism in Eukaryota, Viridiplantae, Streptophyta, Magnoliopsida, Malpighiales, Euphorbiaceae. The record is from RefSeq and is a predicted model, not a curated record. The transcript has a single exon. The coding region runs from base 1 to 933 and encodes 310 amino acids.
AUGUUUGAUGUGAUGGAGGAAGACGAGAAGAACAAUGGUGGCAUUAUACAAGAUUCAACAACUGGGGAUUCUUUAAGAGAGUCUUACUCAAACAAGAAAAAUACCUGGCCUUCUCCAGAUACUCCGGCAGCAUUCUCUUCUGCAAUUUCUUUUCCUAUGGAACUUGCUGAGUUUGCAAAUUCUACAUAUGCCUCACCUUUGCUGUUGCCUCUCAGACUUCAGGCAGUGGAGAAAUUGAGGCCAAUUGAAAUAAAAUACCUCCCAUUCAACUUGUUCCCUACAAAGUCUGCUCACUUUCAUAAUCAAAUGAAAGUAAUGGAUCAAAAAGUUGCUGAAACGAAGGUAGAAAAGGAAGAUGUUUUGCCAGCUAAAGUGAGUAACAUAGAGCCAAAAGAUUCCAAAAACUCUUACAAUUUUCCAAAUAUUCCGAGUUCUGAUUCCAACAUGAUGUCUGACGCAAAAGGAUCAGCAGCAGUAUCGAACCCACCUCCACUGGCAGUGUCCAGUCCAGCUCCAAUUAUGCUACCAGACAUCCAUUUGCCACCCGUCAAUCCACCUUCAAAUGGAACACCAGCACCUCCACUAGUACCACCUUCUGUGGGAUUGGCACCGGUGUCACCAAUUCCCAUGCCACCAGCAAAGGGAGCUACACCGCCACCAGUAAAUGGAGCUACACCACCACCACCCCCUCCUCCACUUGGUGUGGCAAAGGCACCGCUCCCAAGGAAAAAUACCAAAUUAAAGAGAUCAAGCUAUAUGGGAAACAUGUAUAGGCUUCUCAAAGAGAAGGUGGAAGGGUGUGGCUUACGUGUUAAACCUUCUGAAGGGAGAAAACCUAAAAUUGGAGGAGGACCUGCAGGGGGAAAACAGGGAAUGGCUGAUGCACUGGCAGAGAUGACAAAAAGGUAUGCUUCCAGCUUUUGCUGCUCGUAG